AUGGACAUGGAUAUUAAAAACGCUCUCCUCCGGCUCACCGAUAUCCUGGCCAACCAGCAGCAGCAGAUUGCAGUUCUCCUACAGAACAACGCAGUUCCCCAGGCUGGAAGCGAGAAAAUAAUCGAGUCGCUGGCAACGGGAAUUCAAGAAUUCCGGUUCGACCCAGACGGCGGAAUUUUCUUCGACUCCUGGUUCGCUCGGUACGAAGACGUCUUCAGGCAAGAUGGGCAACAUUUGGACGACGCUGCCAAGGUCAGGCUGCUCCUCCGGAAAGUCGAUACGCAGUUUCACGAACGGUAUCUGGACAGCAUUUUGCCGAGUCACCCCCGAGACUUUGACUUUGAAACAACAGUGACAAAGCUCAAGCGUCUCUUCGGUCGACAAAAAUCGCUGUUCAACGCACGGUACCAGUGCCUGCAGUACAGGAAGGACGACGCAGACGAUUUCACCGCAUACGCAGCUUCCAUCAACAAAAACUGCGAGGCGUUUCAACUCAACCGGCUUACUAGUGACCAGUUCAAAGCUCUGCGUUUCGUAUGUGGCUUACAAUCGCCACGGGACGCUGACAUACGAGCUCGGCUCAUUAGUAAGCUUAAAGCCGAAGAAAGCGCCCCACCUGCCGAAGGUUGUCAGCUUACCCUGGACAAGCUGGUAGACGAGUGCCACAAGCUCAUCAACCUGAAACAAGACACACAAAUGGUUGAGAAGAAGGACCCCUCAAUCAACGCUGUGUCCCUCCAUCCCAAACCUCCCGGGAAGAAGACGAUUCCGAAGACGCCCUGCUGGCUCUGCGGGGACUUCCAUUUCGUCCGUGAGUGCCCGUUCCAGAAUUCCACCUGCGGAAAAUGCAAACGCAGGGGUCACAAGGAAGGUUACUGUUCUUCAGCCGAAUCAAAGCGGAAACCAAAUGACAAGCGUCACCCGAGCAACCGAAAGAUGAAGAGCAUCAGUUUGGUGAAACAUGUUGACAUCUCCAAAAAGCGCAAAUUUGCUGAGGUAAAUUUGAACGGUGUCAAUGUAGAGCUCCAACUCGACUGUGCGGCCGACAUCACCAUAAUUUCGACGGAAACCUGGGCUUGCAUCGGGAAACCAACAAUCAACAAGACGAACAUCGUUGCGACCAGUGCAUCCGGAAAUAUGCUCGACGUUUUGGUAACGCAAAAGUACAUCACCGGCAAUCAGGAACCACUGCUCGUCAUGCGAAUUGAGAGCAGAACCACGCUGGCACCAUUAACAGCAUCGGGAUUGUCACCGUCACCAUCAGCAAUAAUGACAUCGCACCUGUCACAUCGCAUGAACAGCAUCGUACUAUCAGCUUCGCACUAUCAGCAUCAGCCAUGA
Uranotaenia lowii is the source of this 1341-nucleotide messenger RNA. RefSeq lists its product as uncharacterized. The coding region runs from base 1 to 1341 and encodes 446 amino acids. The transcript is spliced from 2 exons. NCBI's taxonomy places the organism in Eukaryota, Metazoa, Arthropoda, Insecta, Diptera, Culicidae. The record is from RefSeq and is a predicted model, not a curated record.